Octopus bimaculoides (California two-spot octopus) is the source of this 775-nucleotide messenger RNA. Its product is annotated as thyroglobulin. Lineage: Eukaryota; Metazoa; Mollusca; Cephalopoda; Octopoda; Octopodidae. The record is from RefSeq and is a predicted model, not a curated record.
UUUGAGAUAUCGUGCAUUUAAGAAAGAUACUACAGUUUCUUUAACAAUAAAUCUUUCCGGCUUUUUAGUUCCUCUGCUUUAACAGAACUUUUCCCCACAGUUGUAUUGCGAAAUUUUCUUUCCAUGGCACCGAUGUUAUUGGACUGAGUUUGUUUUGUGGUGAGAGCUUCUUAGUUUACUGGACGGCGGUCAUGCUAGAGCACUGCCCUGAAGAGUUUUGGUCGAACAAAUUGCCUCCAUUUAUUAUAGUAUUUUAAAGUCUGACAUUUCACCAUGAAGCUCCUGCUAGUUAUUUUGUCGUCUGUUGUUGUUGCUACUCAGGCAAUUACCUGUGCUCAGUACAGACUCGUGACGUUUUCAAGAGAUUUUCCUGCAUGUGAAAAGGAUGGAUCGUACUCCCGGCUGCAGUGUACAGGCCCAAUUUGCUUCUGUUUUACAUCUGCUGGACACUUGGUUGAGGACCUUUUCAUCAACAAGACUGAUUCGGUAGGCAUGGAUUGCAAUUGUGCUGUGGAAAAAACAGAAAGCAAAUUGAGAGGAGAAAACUCAAAACCUUAUCGGUGUCUUCCAAACGGCAAUUAUGACAAAGUUCAAUGUCAGGCUGACUCUUGUUACUGCGUAAACCCUAAGGGAAUUCAGGAAGGAGAUUCAGUACCUGUUGCACGCAUCCAUACACUUCCAUGUUAUGACAACAGAUCGUAGCUGUCUCAAUGGAUAGUGAAAGUCUCAGAAGUCAGAAGUUAUUCAUUGAAAUAAAGACAUAGAUCCAUUUCAA